GUUGUGAGGUGAUAAGGUGCCGCGCUCCGGGACGCCAGCGCUGUGGUCGCCGUCUCUGCUGGGCUCUAGGCUGUUUCUCCCGCGCCGCCACUGGCCGCCGGCCGCAGCUGCCGGUGUCCUAGCCGCCCAGUCUCGGCGCUGUCCCGGUGCCCCCGUGCUCUGCGCGAAGCCCUGGCCCCGGCGGCCGGGGCAUGGGCCAAGGGCGCUGGGUGAGGCGGCUUCCCGAGGAGCCGUGACGGGGCGGGCUUCAGCAUGAAGACCCUCAUAGCCGCCUACUCCGGGGUCCUACGCGGCGAGGGUCGGGCCAAGGCUGACCCUAUCCAGCGCUCUCACGGAGGACCUUCGCUGUCGCGCGAGGGGUCUGGGAGAUGGGGUACUGGCUCCAGCAUCCUCUCCGCCCUCCAGGACCUCUUCUCCAUCACCUGGAUCAAUAGGUCCAAGGUGGAAAAGCAGCUACAGGUCAUCUCAGUGCUCCAGUGGGUCCUUUCCUUCCUGGUAAUGGGAGUGGCCUGCAGUGCCAUCCUCAUGUAUAUAUUCUGCACCGAUUGCUGGCUCAUCGCCGUGCUCUACUUCACUUGGCUGGUGUUUGACUGGAACACACCCAAGAAAGGUGGCAGAAGGUCACAGUGGGUUCGAAACUGGGCUGUGUGGCGCUACUUUCGAGACUACUUUCCCAUCCAGCUGGUGAAGACACACAACCUGUCGACAACCAGGAACUAUAUCUUUGGAUACCACCCCCAUGGCAUCAUGGGCCUGGGUGCCUUCUGCAACUUCAGCACAGAGGCCACAGAAGUGAGCAAGAAGUUCCCGGGCAUACGGCCUUACCUGGCUACACUGGCAGGCAACUUCCGAAUGCCUGUGCUGAGGGAGUACCUGAUGUCUGGAGGCAUCUGCCCUGUCAACCGGGAUACCAUAGACUAUUUGCUUUCAAAGAAUGGGAGUGGCAAUGCCAUCAUUAUCGUGGUGGGGGGCGCAGCUGAGUCUCUGAGUUCCAUGCCUGGAAAGAAUGCAGUAACUCUGCGGAAUCGCAAGGGCUUUGUGAAACUAGCCUUGCGCCAUGGAGCUGACUUGGUUCCCAUCUACUCCUUUGGAGAGAAUGAAGUGUACAAGCAGGUGAUCUUCGAGGAGGGCUCCUGGGGCCGAUGGGUCCAGAAGAAGUUCCAGAAAUACAUUGGCUUUGCUCCAUGCAUCUUCCAUGGCCGAGGCCUCUUCUCCUCUGACACCUGGGGGCUGGUGCCCUACUCCAAGCCCAUCACCACUGUUGUGGGAGAGCCCAUCACCAUCCCCAAAUUGGAGCACCCGACCCAGCAGGACAUCGACCUGUACCACACCAUGUACAUGGAGGCCCUGGUGAAACUCUUUGAUAAGCACAAGACCAAAUUCGGCCUCCCAGAGACUGAGGUCCUGGAGGUGAACUGAGCCAACUCCCGGGAGGAACCAGCUACAAAUCAUUUUCUAUCAAGUGCUUUUUUGUUCUGUAAAUGUGGAAGCGUCAUGGGUGUCUGUGGGUUAUUUAAAAGAAAUUAUAAUAAUUUUGCUAAACCAUUACAAUGUUAGGUUUUUUUUAAGAAGGAAAAAGUUAGUAUUUCCAGCUCUUUCACUUCCGGUUUGGCCUGUUCUAGGUGGUGGCUAAAUCUGGGUCUAAUCUGGGUGGCUUAGCCAACCCCUCUUCUUCCCUUCCUGAAAUGACAGGAAACUCAGUCUUGGCUCACAGGGGAAGGAGGAUUGCCAUUAGUGACUCAGGCCAGUUAGAUGAGUCACUUUUUGCCCCUAGGGAUGAGAGGCAAAAGCUAUUUCUCAUACAAGCCCCUCUAUUGCCACUAUCCCACACUCGUCUGGUCCUGAAACUGCAGGACCAGUUUCUCUGCCAAAGAGGAGUCGGAGAGCAUCAUUGCCCCAUUGUGUGAGGCCAGUGGUAGGCAUCUGGAAUGUUCCAGUUUGAUCUCCCUUCUGCCACCCACACCUCACUCCCAGUCACUCACAUCGGAGCCUGGACUGGCCUCCAGGAUGAGGGUGGGAGUGGCAAUGACACUGUGCAGGGGAAAGGACAUGACAAUGUGCAUGCACCAUUGCAGGGAGGAUGCAGCCACCAUGAACUUGAUGGAAUAACUGGUUUUUCUUGGGUGGCUGAAGACAUGGACUCAGCACAGACUCAGCUUUGGCCUGGAGCUCACACUUCCUAGGUGCCCUCAGUAUACCUUCUCUACACCUCAGUCUGGGUAUGAGGAAGAGGUUCCUCUUCAGAAGGGGCCUCGCCUUCUGAGCGGCAGAUUGGUUCCAGAACAAGUGGCCCCGGACCCAAGCCCCGGACCCAAUUUGUGCCUUCCUGAGGGGUUUGGGGCCUGAGAGGAAACCCAAACCUCUCCUGUGUGUUCUGUUAUCUCUUGAUGACAUCAUUGCACCAUGUCAGACUUUUGUAUAUGCUUGGAAAAUAAAUGAAAGCGAGAAUCCUCUGA
Sapajus apella (tufted capuchin) is the source of this 2456-nucleotide messenger RNA. RefSeq names its product diacylglycerol O-acyltransferase 2 (gene DGAT2). Gene Ontology annotation, cellular component: endoplasmic reticulum membrane. Gene Ontology annotation, biological process: triglyceride biosynthetic process. The transcript is spliced from 8 exons. The record is from RefSeq and is a predicted model, not a curated record. Gene Ontology annotation, molecular function: diacylglycerol O-acyltransferase activity. The coding region runs from base 253 to 1419 and encodes 388 amino acids. Lineage: Eukaryota; Metazoa; Chordata; Mammalia; Primates; Cebidae.